Messenger RNA from Syzygium oleosum, 3238 nucleotides. Its product is annotated as pentatricopeptide repeat-containing protein At1g71420. Gene Ontology annotation, biological process: RNA modification. The transcript has 2 exons. The record is from RefSeq and is a predicted model, not a curated record. The coding region runs from base 244 to 2478 and encodes 744 amino acids. Lineage: Eukaryota; Viridiplantae; Streptophyta; Magnoliopsida; Myrtales; Myrtaceae. Gene Ontology annotation, molecular function: protein binding; RNA binding; zinc ion binding.
AGUUGAACCGGAGUGGGCCGAAUUGGACAUCGAACCGGGUUGGACCGUCCACCAUGUGCUAACCAACCCAGCCAUAAGCUCUUAGCUUGCGGAGGAAAAUCGGAAGCUGCUGCUGCCGCUGCUGCUGAAAGUGCUCGAAUUCGAUGGUCAAUGGAGCUCACGAACGGUGGAGAUUGCCGUGCGAAGCGAGCUGAGAAGGUUGUGAUCUGCGAGCAUUACAGACGGUGAUGUCACCUCACCACCAUGCAGACGACGACGACAAGGUCGCACCACCUUCGCAGGCUAUCCUCGCUCGCGUCGCUGACUCCGCGAUACCCAACUCCCCUCCUCGACUGGGCGCGCGUUGUCUCCACCCGAGCCCAGCUCCAGGAAGUCCUGGAUCGAUUAUACGCCCUCGCUUCGCCCGUUGACGACCAGGCCUUCGCCGCUCUUUUCCACGCUUGUGCCCGCCACAGAUGCCUGGAACAAGGCGAGGCCUUGCAUCGUUACAUGCUUUUGAACCAGAAUGGGCCGCCGGACCUCUUCGUGUCGAACCACCUGGUCAAUAUGUAUGCCAAGUGCGGGGACCUAGAGGGUGCCCGCAAGGUGUUCGAUGAUAUGCCGCACAGAAACCAUGUUUCUUGGACGGCUCUCGUUUCUGGGUAUGCCCAGCAUGGCCGCGGGGACGAGUGUUUUAGUCUGUUCUCGGGCAUGUUGGCCCACCACCGCCCGAAUGAGUUUGCGUUCGCCAGCGUGCUCAGUUCGUGCCGGGAGUGCGACGGUGACCGUGGCCGACAGGUACAUGCGCUUGCCCUGAAAAUGUCCUUGAACGCGUGUCUUUACGUUGGGAAUUCUCUCAUUGCAAUGUAUAGCAAGACAAGUGGCCGCCAAGGUGGUUUCGAUGAGCAAAAAGAUGAGGCUUGGACUGUGUUUAGAAGUAUGGAGUCUCGCAAUCUGAUCACUUGGAACUCAAUGAUUGCAGGGUUUGAGCUCCGUGGCCUUGGAAGACUGGCUAUCGAUCUGUUCGCCCAAAUGCAUACAGGAGGAUAUGGGUUUGAUCGUGCUACACUUCUUGGAAUUUUUUCUUCCUUGUCUGGAAGCAGCAAUGCCAGUGUUGGAUUUGCUCUCAAUUGUUGUCUUCAGUUACACUGUCUCACAGUUAAAACUGGUUUUACCUCGGAAGUAGAAGUGACGACCGCACUGGUGAAGGCUUAUUCAGAUCUUGGAGGGGAUGCCGCUGACUGCUACAAGCUCUUUUUGGAGACCAAUUCUCACAAAGACGUUAUUUGUUGGACGGGCAUCAUAACAGCAUUGGCAGAACGGGAACCUGAAGAGUCCUUCUUCCUCUUUCGCCAGUUGCUUCGAGAGGGAAUUUCUCCAGAUUGGUAUACGUUUUCUAGUGUCCUCAAAGCAUGUGCUGGUCUUAUGACCGAGAAACAUGCCUUGUCAGUGCAUUGUCGAGUAAUUAAAUCUGGAUUUGAUGGGGAUACAGUGCUUGCCAACUCCCUAAUCCAUGCUUAUGCAAGAUGUAGCUGCAUGGCUUCAUCUAAGCAAGUCUUUGAUCUGAUGGAUUCUCGUGAUUUGAUUUCUUGGAGCUCAAUGCUUAAAGCUUAUGCUCUGCACGGGCAAGGUAAGGAGGCAUUGCAGCUCUUUGUACGAAUGAACUUCCAACCCGAUAGCACUACUUUUGUUGCUCUCCUCUCUGCAUGUAGCCAUGCUGGACUGGUGGAAAAUGGAAUUAGCAUAUUCGAUGCCAUGUCUACGGACUAUGAUGUUGCUCCACAGCUUGAUCAUUAUGCUUGCAUGGUCGAUAUUCUUGGAAGAGCUGGGCGUGUUCUUGAGGCACAGGAACUGAUAAACAGAAUGCCUAUGCAACCUGAUUCAGUGGUCUGGAGUGCACUUCUGGGAGCAUGCAGGAAACAUGGAAAUGCAAAAUUAGCAAAAACAGCGGCUAUUAAACUGAAAGAGUUAGAACCUAGUAAGUCCUUGGCAUAUGUGCAACUGUCAAACAUAUGUUGUUCAGGUGGAAGAUUUGAUGAAGCAGGUCUAAUACGAUCUGAAAUGAAUCGGUCCAGAGUGAAAAAAGAACCAGGUUUAAGCUGGAUCGAGAUAGGAAAUCAGAUCCAUGAGUUUGCGUCUGGAGGAUGGAGACAUCCAAUGAGGGACAAGAUAUAUGCGAAGCUCAAUGUAUUUAUUGGGAAGCUAAAAGAGCUGGGUUAUACGCCAGAAACAUGCUUGGCAUUGCAUGACUUGGAAGAGGAGCACAAAGAGGAGCAAUUGUAUUACCACAGUGAGAAGUUGGCUUUGGUAUUUGCAACAAUGAACGAAAGUAGCUUGCCUACAGUUAUUAAAAUCAUGAAAAAUAUCCGUAUUUGUGUUGAUUGCCACAACUUCAUGAAAAUAGCCGCAGAUCUUCUCAACAGGGAGAUAGUUGUGAGAGAUUCAAACCGAUUCCACCAUUUCAAAAGCAGGGUUUGCUCUUGCAAUGACUAUUGGUAACUCGUUUGCACGAUUAGAUUGGAUUAAGAGGCUAUAAUCAGAGUCCCUUCUUGAGAGGAUGUGAGCAACCCCUCCAAGAUUAUAUGGCUGAGUGGCAUUUAAUUUGUUCAGCAUCAUAGCAUGGAUCAACUUAAUCUCGGAGAACUCUCAUGUAGGAUGGUGAUAUUACUGCUGAUGAGGAUGAAAUGUUUGAAUAAGUCCUCGGUCCAAAGAAAUUGAGUUACAUCCGGGGUUUGGGGGACCAGCCAAAAGCCUCAGACAUCUUCUAAUCCGGGGGUCUUGCAAAUGCUAGAAAGUCAAGUUCAGAAAGACACUAGGCAUGCGGAUGAGGCAACAAAAUGGCGAGCAGACAUACAAACAAAUCGAGAUGCUACGAGUAAUGAGCGAAUCCAGGCAAAGUCAACUCGGGAGCUAUGCUUCCAGUAGUAAAAUUUGUAGCUUCAAAACAACGGAAAGUGUCUUAUACGUUCUGGACCGAGGUACAUAGUUAAAGUUCCAACACAGACAUCCAUCAAUACCAAGUUGGUGAAAUUGUUGUUUUGAUCUUUUGGCCUUAAGUCAACGGACACUUGCCAUUGAGAGACGUUGACUGUUGGCAAGUUUGCCUCAAGAAGGUAUCUGGUCCUCAGUUGUUUGACGAUCUAAUCUCAUUUUGCAUGUGUAGUGUGUGGUAAUACAUGAUUUGGACCUUUGAUAUUGCAAAUCCCCAGAAGUGUAAAACAUCGGUGUAUUCAAAUCCAAGUUGUUGAUUUACUAGCCA